GAAAUCGGACUUGGCGGAAGGAGAGAUGGUCCAACAUCACAACACAGACAUAGCAUUUUAGCUCAUUUCUCAUUCUCCUCUGCUCGGUAUCGGUCACGCACCGUAAAAUCGAAUCGAACAGAGAGGGUCUGUGUGUGGUGUGAUGUGACCGGGACCUCCUCCUGUUCUGUUGUUGUUCAUCGGGGAUGGACUCUCCGCCUCUCCUCAUCGAGGACUUCGGUCAGAAGGUUGACCUCACCCGCCGCAUCAGGGAGGUCCUCCUCAACUACCCCGAGGGCACCACCGUCCUCAAAGAGAUCAUCCAGAACGCCGACGACGCCGGCGCCUCCUCCGUCCGCCUCUGCCUCGACCGCCGCUCCCAUCCCUCCCACUCCCUCCUAUCCCCCUCUCUUUCCCACUUCCAGGGUCCCUCCCUCCUCGCCUUCAAUGACGCUGUCUUCACCGACGACGAUUUCAUCAGCAUCUCCAGGAUCGGUGGAAGCACUAAACAUUCUCAGGCUUCCAAGACUGGACGCUUCGGGGUCGGCUUCAACUCCGUCUACCACCUCACCGACUUGCCCUCCUUCGUCAGUGGCAAAUAUGUGGUUCUGUUCGACCCUCAGGGUGCCUACCUUCCCCAUGUCUCAUCCGCCAAUCCUGGGAAACGGAUCGACUUCGUCAGCUCUUCGGCUAUUUCGGCCUACAAUGACCAGUUCUCUCCCUACUGUGCAUUCGGCUGUGACAUGAAGACCCCCUUUAAUGGGACUUUAUUCCGUUUCCCCUUGAGAAAUGCUGGUCAGGCUGCGGCAAGCAAGCUCUCCAGGCAGGCCUAUCUGGAAGACGACAUAUCUUCCAUGUUCACUCAGCUGUACGAGGAGGGAGUUCUCACUCUGCUCUUUCUCAAGUGUGUCUCCUGUAUAGAGAUGUAUAUAUGGGAUGCUGGAGAGUUUGAGCCCAGAAAGCUUUAUUCUUGUUCAGUUAGUCUGGCCAGUGGUGGUACUGUCUGGCAUCGGCAGGCUUUUCUCAGGCUGUCUAAGUCGGUGAAUCUUAAAGAGGGCGAGAUGGAUUCUUUCUCGUUGGACUUCCUAAGCGAGGCAUCAGACGGGACUCUUUCCGAGAGGAGGGCUGAUACUUUCUAUAUUGUGCAAACAAUGGCACCGGGAUCUAGUAGAGUGGGUUCCUUUGCGGCUACUGCAUCAAAAGAGUACGAUAUUCAUCUGCUGCCAUGGGCGUCAGUAGCAGCAUGUGUCUCCCCAUCUAGUAAUAGUGUACUCAAGCUUGGCGGGGCAUUCUGUUUCCUUCCAUUGCCUGUGAGAACUGGGUUGCCCGUGCAAGUAAAUGCUUACUUUGAGGUCUCGUCGAACCGUCGUGGUAUCUGGUAUGGAGAUGACAUGGACAGGAGUGGGAAAAUCCGCUCCGUCUGGAACAGGCUGCUUCUGGAAGAUGUGGUGGCUCCUGCUUUUGUACAAAUGUUGCUUGGUGUGCGUCAGUUGCUUGGUCCAACCGAGUCUUACUAUUCCCUGUGGCCCAUUGGUACCUUCGAAGAGCCGUGGCAUUUGUUAGUUGAGCAUAUGUAUAGGAACAUGGCCAAUGCCCCCGUGCUAUACUCACAGGUUGAACAGGGGAGGUGGGUAUCACCCGUGGAGGCUUUUCUCCAUGAUGCAGAGUUUAAUAAAAGCAAAGAUCUUGGGGACGCUUUGGUACUGCUUGGAAUGCCUGUUGUCUGUCUGUCAAGUCUCUUGUUCGAUAUGGUAUUGAGAUAUUCUUCCAGCUCUGGCACGAAAGUGGUCACUCCAGCUACUGUACGCCAUUAUUUGAGAGGAUGCAAAACUCUCAGCUCCUUGAGCAGACAUCCUAAGCUUGUCUUGUUGGAAUACUGUCUGGAGGACCUGAUUGAUUCUGAUGUUGGUCCUCACAUGUAUAAUCUUCCUCUGCUCCCUCUGGCAAAUGGUGGUUUUGGUUUAUUCUCAGAUUCCUCGAAAAGGUCUCCUGUUUAUAUCUGCAACGAACUAGAGUUUAUGCUGCUGCAAGGAAUAUCUGAUAGAGUAGUUGACAGAAGUAUUCCUCUUCACUUACUGAACAGGCUUGCUGCAAUAGCAGAAUCCUCAGAGACUAAUCUUAAGGUCUUCACUAUUCAUGAUUUGUUGCAAUUAUUCCCCAGCUUCGUACCUGCGGACUGGAAGUACAAAAACAGAAUUAGCUGGGACCCAGGUCAUUGCCAUCAUCAUCCGAGUCCAUCAUGGUUUCAGUUGUUCUGGCGAUACCUCAAAACACACUGUGAAAAGCUUGAAUUCUUCUGCGAUUGGCCGAUUCUACCAUCAACAUCAGGCCACCUUUAUCGAGCUUCUAGUCAGUCGAGGCUGAUUCAGGUAGACAGUCUGACAGAUGAGAUGCAGAAUAUCUUACUGAAGAUUGGAUGCAAGAUAUUAAAUAACAACUUUGGAGUUGAGCAUCAGGAUUUGUCCCAAUUUCUAUAUCCCAGUGACAAUGCCGGAAUUUUGGAGUCCAUAUAUGAUACCAUCUCUCCAAAUGGUGGUAUAGAUCAAACUUUUCAAAUUGUGGUAGCAGAAGAAAGGGAUAAGCUUCGCAAUUUUCUGUUGGAUUUUAAAUGGUAUCUCGGUGAACAAGCGAAAGAAUUUCCCCUGCAAAAGUGCAAGAUGCUGCCUAUCUACAAGGUUUAUUCACCAGGAUCUCAGCAGAAUUUUCAAUAUUCUGACUUGGAAAAUCCUCCGAAGUACUUGCCUCCAUUAGAUGUCCCUGAGAGUCUUCUUGGAGUCGAAUUUAUAAUCAUCUCCACAGAUGUUGAAGAGGACAUCCUGUCAAGGUAUUUUGGGAUCAAGAGGAUGGGAAAGGUGCGCUUUUACAGAGAGCAGGUCUUUUGCAGACUCACUGACCUGCAGCCUGAACUUCGUGAUAGCAUCAUGCUUUCAGUUUUGAAAAAUUUGCCACAGCUGUGUCAUGAGGAGCCUUUAUUCAGAGACUGCUUAAGGAAUUUGGAAUUUGUUCCUACAUUGAGUGGUGUUGUUAAGUGUCCUUCAGCUUUAUAUGAUCCUCGAGUUGAAGAGCUGUUUGCUUUACUAGAAAAUUCUGAUUGUUUUCCUCACGGCAGCUUCCAGGAUGCAGAGGUGUUGGAUAUGCUACAAGGUUUGGGCCUCAGAACAUCUGUUUGCCCAGAGACAGUCCUAGAAAGUGCCCGACAGGUAGAACAACUAAUGCACAAAGACAACCAGAAGGCAUAUUCCAGAGGCAAAGUGCUGCUUUCCUUUUUAGAGGUGAAUGCUUUGAAGUGGUUACCUGAUAAGUUGGAGGAUGAGCAGAGCAAGGUUAAUAGAUUAUUUUCACUUGCUACUACUGCAUUUAGACCUCGAAAUUUGAAAUCUGAUCUGGAGAAGUUCUGGAGUGAUCUGAGGAUGAUUAGUUGGUGCCCUGUUCUGUCGGCUCCUCCAUUUCAAGCACUACCAUGGCCUGCUGCGUCUUCUGCAGUGGCUCCCCCAAAACAUGUGCGACUAGAGAGAGACUUAUGGCUUGUUUCAGCAAGCUUUCGAAUAUUGGAUGGUGAAUGCUCUUCCACGGCAUUGUCAUAUGGGCUCGGAUGGUCUUCUCCGCCUGGAGGAGCCGUGAUUGCUGCACAGCUACUUGAGCUUGGAAAAAAUAAUGAGGUUCUCACUGAUUCAGUGCUCCGACGAGAAUUAGCUUUGGUGAUGCCGAGGAUAUACUCGAUACUAACUGGUUUGCUUGGUUCAGAUGAGAUGGAUAUUGUGAAGGCUGUUCUUGAAGGGAGUAGGUGGAUUUGGGUAGGAGAUGGAUUUGCAACCUCAGAUGAGGUUGUCCUUGAUGGUCCUCUUCAUCUGGCCCCGUAUAUACGCGUUAUACCUAUUGAUCUAGCUGUUUUUAGAGGAUUGUUCUUGGAGCUUGGUGUUCGAGAAUUCUUAAAGCCUGCAGAUUAUGUUGAUAUAUUAGGUAGAAUGGCGAUGACGAAGGGUUCCUCGCCUCUUGAUUCCCAGGAAAUGAGGGCAGCUAUAUUAAUUGUGCAACAUCUGUCUGAAGUUCAAGUACGAGAUCAACAAGUUAAAAUCUACUUACCAGAUGUCUCGGGUCGAUUGUUCCCUGCCAGUGACUUGGUGUAUAAUGAUGCACCCUGGUUGCUUAGCUCAGAAGAUUCUGAUGGAUCAUUGGGUGGUGGAUCUAAAAUCUCAUUGAAUGCAAAGAGAACACCUCAGAAGUUUGUUCAUGGAAACAUAUCCAAUGAUGUUGCAGACAGGCUUGGUGUCUGCUCACUUCGUCGGAUCUUGCUUGCUGAGAAUGCUGAUUCAAUGAACCUAAGUUUGUCUGGGGCUGCUGAAGCUUUUGGACAACAUGAAGCCUUGACCACGAGGCUCAGACACAUCCUUGAGAUGUAUGCAGAUGGCCCAGGUACCCUUUAUGAGCUGGUCCAGAAUGCAGAGGAUGCUGGAGCUUCUGAAGUGAUAUUUCUCUUGGACAAGACUCAAUAUGGAACUUCUUCUGUUCUUUCUCCUGAAAUGGUCGACUGGCAAGGACCUGCACUCUACUGCUUCAAUGACUCUGUUUUUAGCCCACAAGAUCUAUAUGCUAUUUCACGUAUUGGCCAAGAAAGUAAACUAGAGAAGCCCUUUGCAAUUGGAAGAUUUGGGCUCGGCUUCAAUUGUGUCUAUCAUUUCACUGACAUCCCUUCAUUUGUUUCGGGGGAAAAUAUUGUUAUGUUUGAUCCCCAUGCUUGUCACUUGCCCGGGAUCUCUCCUUCUCACCCAGGCUUGCGCAUCAGAUUUGCUGGAAGAAACAUGUUGGAACAGUUUCCUGAUCAAUUUUCGCCUUUCUUGCGAUUUGGCUGUGACAUGUUACACCCUUUUCCCGGUACCCUUUUCCGCUUCCCACUUAGGAGUGCAACUGUUGCUUCCCGAAGCCAAAUUAAAAAAGAAAGUUAUGCUCCUGAAGAUGUCAUCUCUCUCUUUGCUUCUUUUUCUGAUUCGCUUUCUGAUUCCUUGCUUUUCUUGCGAAAUGUGAAAACUAUUACCAUUUUCGUCAAGGAAGGAACUGGACAGCAAAUGCAACUCCUUCACCGUGUGCAAAAGAAUUCAGUUGCCGAGCAUCAUGUCAAUUCCCAGACAUUGCAUCAUGUAUUUGGCUUCAUAGAUGGUGAUUCGCGUAGUGGAAUGGAUAGAGAUAGGUUCCUGAAGAAGUUGAGUGAUUUUGUGGAUAAGGAUUUACCAUACAGAUGCCAAAAAGUUGUUGUAUCAGAAGAAGGCUCAUCCGAUGCUCUGUUACACUUCUGGAUAACCAGUGAAUGUUUAGGUAGUGGGCAACUUAAUAAUCACUUUGGGUCUUCCAGUGAGAAGUCUAAUAAGUUUGUUCCAUGUUCCUGCAUUGCUGCUCAUUUAUAUUCAGGGACUGUUGAAAAUGAAAUGAGUGAUACUGGUAAACUAUUUCAAUCUGCUUUAGGGUCCUUGAAAGAUACGAAGGAUUUCGAGGGCCGUGCUUUCUGCUUUCUGCCACUUCCUAUAAGCACUGGUCUUCCUGUACAUGUAAAUGCAUAUUUUGAGUUGUCCUCAAACAGGAGGGAUAUCUGGUUUGGUAAUGACAUGGCAGGGCACGGAAAAAGACGAUCUGACUGGAAUAUUUACCUCCUUGAAGAUGUUGCUGCCCCGGCUUAUGGUCACUUGCUGGAGAAACUUGCCGUAGAGAUUGGCCCAUGUGAUUUGUACUUUUCAUUUUGGCCAACAAACGUUAUAUCAGAACCUUGGGCAUCAAUGGUGCGGAAACUUUACAGUUUAAUUGCUGAUUUUGGUGUCCGUGUAUUAUAUACGAAGGCCAGAGGGGGCCAAUGGAUUUCAGCUAAGCAGGCUAUAUUUCCUGAUUAUAAUUUCCCCAAGUCAUGUGAGCUUGGAGAGGCAUUGUCAGCUGCUGGUUUGCCUUUGGUUACAGCUUCAAAACCUCUCGUGGGAAAGUUUCUGGAGAGCUGUUCUUCGUUGCAUUUCCUUUCCCCUCAAUAUUUAAGGAACUUGCUGAUUCGGCGAUGUUGGAACUUUAUGGACAGAGCAGGAUUAAUAUUGGCCCUCGAAUAUUGCUUGUUUGAUCUUGGAGCAGCUAUUAAAUCCAGCAGUUUGCACGGUUUACCCUUGCUGCCUCUUGCCGAUGGCUCAUUCACGGCAUUUGACAAGAAUGGUGUUGGUGAAAGGAUUUAUAUUGCACAGGAGGAUGAUGAGUAUAGUCUACUUAAGGAUCUAAUUCCAAAGCAACUCGUGGAUGGUGGGAUUCCACGGGAAGUUCAUUUGAAGCUGUGUGUUGUGGCCCAAACUGGGGACUCAAAUUUAUCGUUUUUGUCGUGCGAUUUGCUUGAGAAGCUGUUCUUUAAAGUGCUUCCUGCAGAGUGGCGUUAUUCUAAGCAGGUGACGUGGUCUCCUGGUCAUGAAGGCCACCCGAGUGUUGAAUGGCUUUUAUUGUUCUGGAACUAUCUGAAGUCAAGCUGUCAUGAUCUGAAUGUGUUUUCCAAGUGGCCUGUACUGCCAGUUGGUGACAGUUUCCUUUAUAUGCUUGUUGAGAACUCUGAUGUGAUAAGAAAUGAUGGGUGGAGUGAAAACAUGUGUUCUCUGUUGCAGAAAGUAGGAUGUCAAUUCUUGAGAAGUGACAUGCCUAUUGAGCAUCCACAACUGGAAAAAUUUGUGCAUCCACCAACCGCAGCAGGUAUUUUAAAUGCACUUCUUUCAAUUGCUGGUAAGCCAGAGAGGGCUGUAGGACUUUUUGGCAAUGCAUCAGAAGGCGAGCUUCAUGAACUUAAGAACUUCCUUCUUCAGUCAAAAUGGUUUUCUGAGGAUCAACUGGAUGAAAGGCAAAUAAGCCUGAUCAAGUACCUUCCAGUUUUCGAGUCAUAUAGAAGUAGAAAACUUGUAAGUUUGUAUGGACCAGUCAAAUGGCUGAAGCCUGAUGGUGUUCGUGAAGAUCUGUUAAAUGAUGACUUUGUACGAACAGAGACUGAAAAGGAAAGAGACAUUCUCAAAAGAUUCUUGGGCAUUGGGGAGCCAUCAAAGCUGGAAUUUUAUAAAGAUUAUGUCCUCAACCACAUGCCAGAUUUUUUGUUGCAGCCAGGAGCUAUAUCUGUUAUACUACAAGAUAUCAAGCUUUUAGCUGCAGAGGAUGCUUCUGUGAGAUGUACCUUUUCCGUACUACCCUUUGUUUUGGCUGCCGAUGGGUUUUGGCAACCACCAUCAAGACUUUACGAUCCUCGUGUGCCUGAGCUCAAGAAAAUUCUUCAUGCGGAAGCCUUUUUCCCUGCUGAAGAAUUUUCUGAUCCUGAUAAUUUGGAAACUCUGAGCUGCAUUGGCCUUCGAAGAAAACUUGGUUUUGUUGGCUUGCUUGAUUGUGCAAGAGCAGUGGCUAUGCUCCAUGAUUCUGGGGAUUCAGAGGCUGUAAAGUGUGGGCAGAAUCUGCUUAGCCUUUUAGAUGAUGUAGCACUUCAACUUUCUGGUGAGAGAGAAGAGGGAAAAGGUAAUCUCUUGCUCAACAACAUUGUAACUCCCGAUGAUACUGCCACUGACGUGGAAGCUUAUGUUGACUCUCCUCCAAAACAUGACAAUCUCUCUUUGCACAAUAUAGAGAACGACUCAAUCUAUGGAAUCCCUGCUGAUGAUAAACCGGAGGAGGAAUUUUGGUAUGAGAUUAGGGCUAUUGCUUGGUGUCCUAUCUGGGUCAACCCUCCAUUUGAGGGAAUACCGUGGUUGAAGUCAGCUACUCAAGUGGCUUCUCCAGAUGCAGUAAGGCCCAAGUCGCAGAUGUGGAUAGUUUCCUCUAGAAUGCACAUAUUAGAUGGUGACUGUCGUUCCUCAUACCUGCUGGAUAAACUUGGUUGGAUGAAUACUCCAGGUUUAGAGGUUCUCGCCUCGCAGUUGAUUGAGUUAUCCAAGCUUUACGGUCAACUUAGAUCACAAUCUCUGGAGGAUCCUGUUUUUGAUGAUGCUCUACAAAAGGGUAUUCUAUCCCUUUAUUCGAAGCUGCAGGUGUACGUUGGCACUGGUGAUUUGGUGGUUUUAAAAUCCAUGCUUGAUGGUGUUUCCUGUGUUUGGACAGGGGACGAUUUUGUACCUGUCCAUGCCCUUGCUUUUGAUUCGCCUGUAAAAUUUCAUCCUUAUUUAGAUGCCGUUCCAUCUGAAUUGGUGGAAUUUGAAGACUUGCUUUUAGAAUUAGGUGUUAGACCAAGCUUUGAUGUUUGGGAUUAUCUCCGAGUGUUGCAACACUUGCAGAAUGAUGUCAGAGGCUCACCUCUUUCAAUGGACCAGCUAAAUUUUGUUGUUCGUAUCCUCGAAGCUGUUGCAGACUACUACUCGGAGAGAUCAUUUUCUGAGGCAUCUAACGCCCAGGUCUUGGCUCCAGAUUCUUCUGGAAUUCUUGUAUGUGCAAGGGAUCUUGUGUUUAAUGAUGCUCCUUGGAUGGAAACUGCUACUGUUGAGAAGCGGUUUGUACAUCUGAGCAUUAGCAAUGAUUUGGCAAGCAAACUGGGAAUACAAUCAGUACGCUCUGUUUCAUUAGUUGAUGAAGAGAUGACUAAAGAUCUUCCUUGCAUGGACUUCAGUAAAAUAAAGGAACUUCUGGCCAUGUUUGGGAGCACUGAGUUUUUGUUGUUCGACCUUCUUGAGUUGGCAGAUUGCUGCAAGGCGAAGAAAUUUCACGUGAUUGUUGACAAAAGGGAACAUCGUCACCAGUCUCUACUGCAGCAAAACCUCGCUGAAUUCCAGGGGCCUGCUUUAGUGGUCAUAUUGGAAGGAGUCACUCUAAGUAGGGAGGAAGUUAGUAGUCUCCAACUUCGUCCGCCAUGGAGAAUGCGAGGUGAUACACUAAAUUAUGGGUUGGGAUUGCUUAGUUGUUAUGCUCUCUGUGAUCUCCUCUCAAUUGUUUCUGGAGGCUACUUUUACAUGUUUGAUCCUCGUGGCGUGGCACUUGCUAUACCUUCAAGUUGUGCGCCGGCGGCAAAAAUGUUUCCCUUGAUAGGAACUAAUUUGACUACUCGUUUCAGAGAUCAGUUCAGUCCUUUGCUUAUUGGUCAGGACAUGCUGUGGUCAUCAGCUGCUUCAACUUUGAUCCGCAUGCCCUUAUCUCUAGAAUGCGGGAAAGAGGGACUUGAAUCUGGCAUGACAAGAAUAAAAACGUUCACUGAUGUAUUAUCAGAGCAUGCAUCUAGAGCACUACUCUUUCUGAAGUCAGUUUUGCAGGUGUCAAUUUCUACUUGGGAUGAAGGAAACUUGCAGCCUUUGGAGGAAUACUCAGUUUCUAUUGAUUAUUCAGUUGCUCUUGCAAGGAAUCCAUUUUCUGAAAAGAAGUGGAGAAAGUUCCAGAUAUCAAGGUUAUUUAGUAGCUCAAAUGCAACCACAAAAGUGCAGAUGAUAGAUGUGAAUGUCCACCAAGGAGGAAAUAGAGGAAUUGAAAGAUGGCUGGUUGUGCUCAGCCUGGGUUCUGGGCAAACAAGAAACAUGGCUCUUGAUAGGAGAUAUUUGGCAUACACUCUCACACCAGUCUCUGGAAUUGCUGCUCAGAUAUCCCGUGAUGGUCAUCCCCUUGAAUGUUUUCCUGGAAACUCCAUCUUGUCGCCUCUUCCUUUGUCCAGCAGUGUAAAUUUACCAGUAACAAUCUUUGGUUGUUUCCUCGUCUGCCAUAACCGAGGCCGUUAUCUCUUUAAGCACCAAGACAGGGAGGCAUCGGUAGAGGCAUGGGAUGAUGCUGGGAAUCAGUUGAUUGAGGCUUGGAAUAGAGAAUUGAUGUCAGGUGUGCUUGAUUCCUACAUUGAAAUGGUGAUGGAAAUCCAGAAGUUAAGGAGAGAACCUUCAACUUCUACCCUUGAGUUGAUUGCAGUUCAAGCUCUUAAUUCGUCCCUGAAGAUAUAUGGAGAUGGCUUAUAUUGCUUUUGGCCAAGGUCUACAUUGAUUACUCAACCUAGCAAUGACAAUCCAGAAGAAGUCUUUAAAGCUGAUUGGAAAUGCUUAGUGGAGCGAGUGAUAAGGCCCUUCUAUUCUCGUGCAGUCGACCUUCCUGUGUGGCAGCUCUACUCUGGUAACUUGGUCAAGGCCAGUGAAGGUAUGUUCCUUUCACAGCCUGGAAAUGCCGUAGCUGGGAACUUGCUUCCCUCUACAGUAUGCGACUUUGUUAAGGAGCAGUAUCCAGUGUUCUCUGUACCGUGGGAGUUGGUGUCUGAGAUUCAGGCUGUGGGCAUUACUGUCCAAGAAAUUAAACCUAAAAUGGUUCGGGAUCUCUUGAAAGAUCAUUCUACAUCCUUUGUUCUUCGCUCUGUCAGUACCUAUCUGGAUGUUCUUGAGUACUGUUUAUCUGAUAUCCGGGUAUCAGAGAGCAUUGAUGCUAACAGACCUGAUACAUCAAUCCACAUUGGACAAGGAUCUUCGUCUCAUAAUGCUGCGAGUUCAGGAGAUGCACUUGAAAUGGUAACGACUUUGGGCAGAGCAAUAUUUGAUUUUGGUCGGGGAGUUGUUGAAGACAUUGGUAGGCCAGGAGAGAUGUCUGUCUUGAGGAACAGCAAUGCAACCAACAAUAGUGGCAACAGGAUGGGAGUGGACCAGAGGCUUCUCUCCUUAGCUGCAAUGCUGAAAGGCCUACCAUUCCCAACUGCAACGAAGCACCUUACACGGUUGGGGUUAACUGAACUUUGGUUAGGAAGCAGGGAACAGCAGAAGCUGAUGAUUCCUUUAGCGGCCAAGUUUAUCCACUCAGAAGCAUUGGACAGAACUCUCUUGAUUGAAGUUUUAUCAAAUCCUCCUCUGCAAAGUUUACUCAGACUGCAGAAGCUCUCUCUUCCGUUGCUUUCUAGCCAUAUGAAGUAUCUCUUCCAUGACAACUGGGUUGGACAUGUUAUGGGGACAAACUUGGCUCCUUGGUUUUCUUGGGAGAGUUCAUCAGUCUCUGUUAGUCAGGUGGGUCCAACCCCUGAAUGGAUAAGACUAUUCUGGAAAAACUUCAGUGGCUGUGGCUCGUUGUCAGACCUCACACUAUUUUCUGAUUGGCCUCUGAUUCCUGCCUUUCUGGGCAGGCCAAUUCUAUGCCGUGUAAAGGAGCGUUGUCUCAUCUUUGUACCUCCCCUAGUGACAGAUCAAUCAACCAUGGGAAUUGAUGUAAACGACUAUCAGAACGAAUCAUCUGUUGGCCAUCCUUCUGAAUCAUCUACCAUUCAGUCCUAUCUUGCUGCUUUUGAAGCAGUUAGACAGACAUAUCCUUGGUUACCGUCCUUAUUGAACCAGUGCAAUAUACCUAUUUUUGAUGGACAUUUCAUGGAGUGUGCAGCUUCUUGCGGUUGUCUCCCUGCUCCUGGCCAAUCGUUGGGGCAAGUUAUUGCUUCCAAACUAGUAGCAGCUAGAAAGGCUGGCUACUUUCCUCAACUUACGUCCGUCUCAGCAUCUGACAAAGAUGAACUUGUUCGGCUUUUUGCUAAUGAUUUUUCAUGCAAUGACUCUAAUUAUGGAUCUGAAGAACUUGAAGUGCUGCAGUCACUGCCUAUAUAUAAGACAGUUAUUGGGUCAUAUACAAGAUUGCACAAUCAAGGCCAGUGUCUGAUAUCUCCAAAUUCAUUCCUGAAGCCUUAUGAUGAUCAUUGCCUUUCAUACACUUUGGCGUCGGUUGAAGGUAAAUUAGUUCAAGCACUUGGCAUCCCUGAGUGGCCUGAUCAACAAAUUUUGGUUAGAUUUGGUUUACCAGGUUAUGAUGGGAAAACUCAGUCUGAGCAGGAAGAUAUACUUAUCUAUCUUUUUAUGAAUUGGCAAGAUCUCCAAUCUGACUCUUCUCUUGUCGAGGCUUUAAAGGAAACCAAAUUUGUGAAAAGUGCCGAUGAAUUUUGUACAGAUUUAUAUAAGCCGAAGGAUUUGUUUGAUCCCAGUGACGCCUUGCUGACGUCUGUUUUCUCUGGCGAGAGGAGAAAGUUUCCUGGUGAAAGGUUUACUGCCGAUGGUUGGCUUCGCAUCUUAAGGAAAACAGGUCUUCGCAGUGCAUCAGAAGCAGAUGUAAUAGUUGAAUGCGCAAGAAGAGUAGAAUUUCUUGGAGCUGACUGCAUAAAAUCCACUGGAGAUCUUGAUGAUUUUGCAAUGGACUCGACCAACCCUCAAAAUGAGAUUCCCAUGGAAGUAUAUUCUCUGGCUGGAUCUGUUGUUGAUGCUAUUUUCUCAAACUUUGCGGUCUUAUAUGGUAACAACUUCUGUAACACCCUUGGCAAGAUUGCAUGUAUACCAGCUGAACUUGGCUUCCCAAGCAUUGGGGGUAAGAAAGGUGGCAGGAGAGUGUUUACUUCGUACAACGAUGCUAUUCUAUUAAAGGAUUGGCCUCUUGCUUGGAGUUGUGCUCCCAUUCUUUCUAGGCAGAAUGUUAUUCCGCCUGAGUACUCCUGGGGAUCUCUUCACUUGAGAAGUCCCCCAGCUUUUCCAAAAGUGUUAAAGCAUUUGCAGGUUAUUGGCAAAAAUGGAGGUGAAGACACUCUUGCUCAUUGGCCCAUCGCGUCGGGCAUGAUGACAGUUGACGAUGCAUCUCUGGAGAUUCUGAAGUACCUUGACAAGGUGUGGGGCACCCUCUCUUCUGCAGAUGUAAUGGAACUGCAGAAGGUUGCCUUCAUACUUGCUGCCAAUGGAACACGCUUAGUGACAGCUAAUUCUCUUUUUGCACGUCUGCCCAUCAACUUGUCCCCCUUUGCUUUUGAACUUCCUGGUCAAUAUCUUCCUUAUGUUAAGCUUCUCAAAGAUUUGGGGCUUCAAGACAUGCUCUCAAUAGAUUCUGCAAAAUGCCUUCUUUUAGAUCUUCAGAGAGCUUGUGGAUAUCAGCGUUUGAAUCCAAAUGAACUUCGUGCGGUUGUGGAAAUUUUGCAUUAUUUGUGUGAUGAGAUUGUUGAAGGAAAAGUUGCUGGUCUGGUCAACUGGGAAUCAGCUAUCAUACCAGAUGACGGCUGCAGACUAGUCCAUGCACAAACUUGUGUAUUUGUUGAUUCUUAUGGCUCCCAGUUUGUCAAGUACAUUGACAUUUCAAGGUUACGAUUCGUUCAUCCUAACCUUCCUGAUAGCAUAUGUGAAGCUCUGGGAAUUAAAAAGCUGUCAGAUGUUGUCAUUGAGGAACUCAGUGACAAGGAUUUACAGACAUUAGGACAGAUUGGAGCUGUCCCACUGUCUGCGAUCAGAGAGAGGAUGCUUAGUGGUUCGCUUCAAGUUGCUGUAUGGACGGUUGUAAAAAGCAUGUCAAGAUAUACUCCAUCAAUUGGUCAUCUGAGUUUGGAAUCUGUACAAAAUUCCCUCCAACUCAUUGGGGAGAGAUUGCAAUUUAUUAAGUGCAUAAGUACUCGAUUCCGUCACCUUCUGAGUAAUAUGGACAUCACUCGUGCAGCUAAAAGUUCCAAUAUUCUUGAAUGGGAGGAAGAUUCUUCCCAGCAUCGAACUCUUUACUUUGUGAAUCGCUCAAAGGAUUGCAUUUUGGUUGCAGAGCCACCGACCUAUGUUUCAAUUCUUGAUGUGAUUUCGACUGUCGUGAGCCAGGUCUUAGGGUCCCCAAUUCCUUUACCAAUUGCAUCUUUAUUCAUCAGUCCUGAGGGUUCUGAAUCUGCUCUGAUAGAUGCUAUGGGGCUGUGUUCUGACAAGAGAGAACUUGAACAGAGGCGUGGAAGCAGUGGCUUGGUGGGCGAAGAGAUACUGGCCCAAGAUGCCCUUCAGGUUCAAUUUCACCCGCUGAGGCCAUUUUAUAGAGGUGAAAUUGUUGCAUGGCGGUUACAGAAUGGAGAAAAGUUGAGAUAUGGUCGGGUUCCGGAGGAUGUCAGUCCUUCGGCAGGGCAGGCACUGUACAGAUUUAAAGUGGAAACUGCACCAGGAGUUACCGCUGCAUUAUUGUCCUCACAGGUGCUUUCAUUCAAGAGUGUGUCCGUGGGGAGCUUUAGUGGGCCUUCAACAAGCUCGUCGGAGAGUGCCACUGAGAGCAGAAAACAUGUUGAAGCUCUGCACGGUCGUGGAGGACUAACAAAUUCAUCCCAGGCACAGCAGGGUCAAUAUGGAAGGGUUACGGCUGGGGAGCUGGUUCAGGCGGUGCACGAGUUGCUUUCAGCGGCUGGAGUUCAUGUCGACGUGGAGAAGCAGUCACUCCUCCAAAACGCCAUUUCGCUGCAGGAAGUGUUGGAGGAGUCACGAGCAGCACUUUUACACGAGCAGGAGAGAGCUGAAGCAGCUGCAAAAGAAGCGGAUGCAGCCAGAGCUGCGUGGAUAUGUCGGGUUUGCCUGACAGGGGAGGUUGACAUGGCGAUGGUUCCUUGUGGUCAUGUCCUCUGCCGCAGAUGCUCCUCAGCUGUUUCGCGGUGCCCCUUCUGUCGGGUCCAGGUGACCAAAUCCAUGCGAAUCUUUCGGCCAUGAACUGCAGAUUCUAUCCUAAAGAUUUGCUGUUAUAUGCUCUUAGGUCCUGUCCUGUCUGUACACCGAGAGAUGGAAAUGAUGCGGUGCUGCUUCUGUGUCUGUUAUAUUUCUGUGAGCUUCCUAAAAGAUUGAUUAGAUGUUAUUUAUCAUCGUUUUCUGUACAUAAACAUGAGUUAUGAAAGGUGGUUUGUUUUCUUAUCA
Messenger RNA from Punica granatum (pomegranate), 14555 nucleotides. Lineage: Eukaryota; Viridiplantae; Streptophyta; Magnoliopsida; Myrtales; Lythraceae. The record is from RefSeq and is a predicted model, not a curated record.